AUGGUACAGUCAGUGGGCAACAUGGCGCUGACGAGGGUCGCUAAAUGUUGUCGGUCGUUGGUUCGUGAACCUUCAAAAGGGCUUUUCUGUGGUGUUUUGCAGCCAGGCUGGACUGAAAGCUGCUCCGGAGCUAAGAGGCACCUGUUGACAGAAGAUGUCAUCAAACUACAAAACUUCCAGCAAAGGAAGCUGGCGGUGGCUCACCUCGUCAGUGGAUCGCAAGUUAAUAUCAUUGAGCAAUUCAGUGAGAAGCUACAGAGGAAAGAGCUGAUACUGCGAGAUGAGCUGAAGCUUCUCCUUCACUUGUGCCAGUCUACAGACGACAUGAUGAUAGCCAGAGAUGCCAUUUAUAGGUAUCAUGCAGAGAACCGGAACAUGGCGUACGGAGACUUCAAGUUUGGCCCUCUCUUCAUGAGACUGUGCUAUGAGCUGGGCCUGGAGGGCUUGGCUGCAUCUUCAAUCACAGAUCAGAACAUGAAGGGAUUUUUCAAUGACUCGACUUCCUUUAACAUCGCCAUUGACAUGCUAUUCACAAAAGGAUAUUUUGAAAAUGCCAUGGAGGUACUAAAAACCAUGAGGAAUCAAGGGGUAACAUUCAACAAAGACACAGUGAUACUGGCAUCUGGCACCUGCUAUAAAUUGAACACGGCUGAGUCCUUCAGCAUCUGCACUGCUCUGAUAGAGGAGGAACAGACCAAAGGGAACUUUAUCCCAAGACACGCUUACUGCUUCGCUGUGGCAUUAGCACUUAAACAGGAUGACAUAGAAAAGGCCCAGUCAUUGUUCUCACAAAUAAUGAGCACUGACAGCAGAUUAUGCCAAAAUUUAAAGGUUAUGAUUCAAGCAAUGUCUGGAGCAGUGACAGAUGCCAUAAACACCCUGUCUGCAGCCAUGGGACCUCGAGGUCCAUCUUUUGUGAGGAAAACUGAAUUUUCUCAGGAGGUGGUGGAUUUGCUGCGCAUGCAGAGUGAGGGCGGCCCACACACGAUGAAAGUGCAGCAGGUAGUGACUGGUCUUGAGCAAGCCAGUCAGGUGACCCAGUACACCAUCGACAGCAUGCUGUGCCAAACACCCACAGGGAAGAGGAAACCGGCGCCAGUACUGGAGGAGAGGAGGAUGAGCCGAAGGACUCUGCAGCCGCUGCAGUCCACUCUGCUGUCAGAGUGAGAGACGCUCCAGUCCUGCUCUGUCUACAGACUCUGAAACUGUUUUACCCCAAUCUGACAAAAAACACAAACUCUGACCAGAUUGGAUUUACUAAUCUGGUGUAAGUGUAUGUUUGGUCACAAUUACUAAAUCUACCUCUCCGUAAACACAGACACAGUCAUCCCUCUGCUGACUGGACUUUUGGCCCUUUUUUUGUCAGCCCUAUUCAAAAUUUGAGGUCACAGUUCAUGUUUGCGCAGCAGGCACUUUAACAAAAAGCUGCUGAGAGAAAAUACAGAAGCAACGCCAUCUAAAUGGGUAUGGAUUUCCAUGCAAGGGUAUCAUAAAUAACUAGUGAUUUGGGAAGAAGGUGUUGUGUAUAAGUGUGUGCGAGUCAUUAAAGGUUAAUCAGAUAUUUACUAAUUAAAAGAAGAUUCUUUGUCUUGCUUUUAAAGUGUAGGGAUGCUGGUGAAAUCAUGCUUGUUUUGCCAUCUUUGUUGGCUCACACUGUAUUCAAGUUUGUGUAAACAACAGCCAGGUGCUCAUGUGUUCAUUGCAGUAGGUUUUGCAAGGUGUAGUCACACCUCCUGUUCAUAAUGGCCACUUAGAGACACAAAAAUAUAUUCCAAAUUAUAUCUGAAAUCAGUAUGAGGCUUCAAAGUCAAAGUUACUGCCUCUUCCAAACGAAAUUCCCCUUUUUUAUUAUUACCCUUCCAGAGACAGACAAAGACGGCGUUCUGUACAACAAAGACACUUUGGAACAUGAUUUGAUUAACUCAAACAGCCGAGCCUCACAUUUGCUUCUGAUAAAUCUUUGAACACGUUUUUACACAAAAGAAGCACUGUGACAAUUUUACUCACCGUCACUUACA
Plectropomus leopardus (leopard coralgrouper) is the source of this 2018-nucleotide messenger RNA. It is a transcript of the gene ptcd2, whose product is annotated as pentatricopeptide repeat domain 2. Lineage: Eukaryota; Metazoa; Chordata; Actinopteri; Perciformes; Serranidae. Gene Ontology annotation, cellular component: mitochondrion. The record is from RefSeq and is a predicted model, not a curated record. Gene Ontology annotation, molecular function: RNA binding; protein binding. Gene Ontology annotation, biological process: mitochondrion organization; multicellular organism development; regulation of mRNA processing.